CACCGAGCCCCAACCCACUGUCCCACCUGUCAUCCAGUCUCCCGCCCGCAGCCGCAACGGAGCUCUACAGAAACCCCAGCCAGGAAAAGACCAAGCUACCCCCACGGCCCGCACGGAUCAACGCGGGUGUGCCACGCCGCGGCCCGCGGGCACGCCGCACGAGGUUUCUCCCACCGUCCCGCCCGCCAGGCGCCAGCCAGCUCGAGCGCCGCACGCCAUCGUUUCCGUUUCCACCCCCAGGCCGUGCCAGGGAGUCGAGUCGAGUCGAGUCGGGCGCGGCGCGGCGCGGGCGCUGGGACGGCGACGAGACGAGACACCGCCCGUGAGGAGGAGUGCAGGACCAGGCAGCGCCAGCGGCUCCGGGCUCGGCUCUUGCGUGCGCCGCUCGUCGUGAAGGUUCUGCAGCCACUCUAACCCGCACGCCUAACUCUCGAUCCAUCUCGUAGCGAUGUGCUGCUUGGGUUUUUUUUUUCGUUGUUCCUUUGUUCUCGGCUGGAAUCUUGCUUCGUGGUUCUGUCUUCUCAGGUUGGCCUCGCCCCGGUCGCCGGGCUUUUUUUUUCUUCCUAUUUUCCUCCCCAAAACCUUCCCGCGCGACAACGAUUGUGGAAUGCGGAGCGAAAUUCUCUCUUGAUUUUGGUUGCCAGGAUCCCCCCCCCCCCCCCCCCCCCCCCCCCCCCACCGCACUCGUGGAUGCAUUUCGCGCCUGCAUCUCCGUCUUGUUCCUCCCAGGCCCCAGGCGGGUUUUUUGGGUGUAGAAUAAAGCAAGGCGCGGGAUUCUCGUCUCUUUGCCGUUCGGUUUCCUCGUGAGGCCGUUCGCAUGGCAAUGCUGCUUGCUUGGGGAGGAUGGAUUCGUCGGUGGAGGUAGCAGGAGUCCGCAGCAACAAGAUGAUUGAUGGCAGGCGGCAUUCGGUGGACAUCCCCGUCUCGAGGGCCCUGUUGGCCAUCAUGCGGUCCAGAUCCCUGAGGGACCCGGACACCAACUCACUGGCCAAGUUCUCCGCCAAGAAAACCAUCUGGGAGGGCAGCUCCCUCGACGAGGACGAAAUGGAGGGGGCGAACAACAAGAAUGCCUACGGCAGGCACAGCUUCAGCUACAACGCGUACGAUCACCUCCAGCGGAGGAGGGAGGAGUUCGGUGACGGCCUCAGGUCUGGCCGGCUCGCCGACUCGCCCAUCAACAUCAUCAAGGCCAAUGCCAUGGCCAAGGCGGCGCUCCACAACCAGAGCUGUUGCUCGGCCAUUUCCGGGAUGUCGAGGAGCACAAAGGACAGGGCCUUUGGCUUGGUGGGUGAUGGGGAGGAGAUUGGCCGGAGGGAGGCCAGCACGUUCCAGGAGAGCUCCAGGAGUUUGCUUCAGAAGUACCGGCCCAGAUCUUUCUCCGAGCUUGUUGGGCAUGGUGUUAUUGCUCAGUCUCUUUCGGGUGCCGUUUUGAAAGGAAAGCUUGCUCCUAUCUACCUCUUCCAUGGUCCGCACGGCGUGGGCAAGACGUCCACGGCUAGAACGUUUGCAGCAGCGCUGAAUUGCCGUUCCCCAGGUGAGAACCAGCCAUGUGGACGCUGUGACGAGUGCAUGCCCAUAUUCUCGGGAAGCAGCAGCAGUGUGGUAGAGAUUGAUGCUUCCAAACUUGAUUGCAAGUCUAGGGUCGCGGCCUUGCUCAGGAAUGCCUGUGAAGUCCUUGCCUCUUCACACUUCAAGGUUCUGAUCGUUGAUGAUUGCCAGCACAUGGACAAGGAGGGAUGGUACUCUAUCUACAAUAGCCUUGAAGGGAUUCCUGAGAGCACAAUCUUUGUUAUGAUCACAUCUGAUAUUGAAAAGCUACCAAGCAAUUCCAUAGGGUGGUGCCAGAGCUACAGGUUUUGCAAGAUAGAUGACGCAGAGAUUGCCCGCAGGUUGAUCAAGAUUUGUACAAAAGAAGGGAUGGAAUUCGAAGCGGAGGCAUUGGACCUUCUUGCUCGCAAGGCUAACGGUUCCAUUCGAGAUGCAAUUCAAAUGCUUGACCAACUAACUCUACUUGGAAAGAGAAUCAGCAAAUCAGUGACACAUGAGCUGAUAGGUGAUGUGUCAGACGAUGAAUUGCUUGAUCUUCUCAAUCUGGCCAUGUCAUCAGAUGCUGCUACAAUUGUGAGGAGGGCCAGGGAGCUUUUGAGCUCAAAAGUCGACCCUUUGCAGCUAUUAGCUCAGCUUGCGAAUCAUAUCAUGGAUAUUUUAGCUGGGAAGCACCCGUCAGAUUCUUCAGAAGUUAGAAGAGUUACCGGCAAACAUACAUCUGCUGAUGUGGAUGUACACAAACUUAGGAAUGCAUUGGAAAUACUCUCUGAAACUGAAAAGCAAUUGAAGACCACAAAAAACCAGUCUACAUGGCUCACUGCUGCACUGUUACAGUUUAAUAUGAGAGAACCCUACUGUCUAGAUGAUACUGCGGUUUCAAGCAUGUUUACUGAAAGUCAUACAGAUGAUGGGACUGCAGCACUGAAAGAUGAAAGCUUAGACACGAGUUCCCAUCUUUGUUCCCAGAACAAAAUCAGUUCUCUAGACAUGAAUCUGGGAGAUCCAGAUGUACUGGAGACGAUAUGGAUGAAAGCUCUUGAAAACUGCUCGUCCCCUCCACUUCAAAAUCUACUACUCAAGGAUGGAAAGCUGUCAUCUCUGUACACAACCCAAGGUGUGGCGGUUGCUGAGCUACAGUUCUGCCAUCCUGAGGUUGUCCCAACGUCAAAGAACUUCUGGAAGCCACUAUGUGCAUCUCUGCAGAAUCUGCUGAGGUGCAGCGUCGACAUCCGAAUCAACCUAUCUCCUAUCUCCGGCAACGGGGCGGGAUCCAAGGACUCGUCCGUCAGCCUUGUCAUGGAGUCAAGAGAAGAAGACCGCGAGGCACAGGACCCAGCCACCUCAAACUGCAGAACCGUGGUGUCAUCCGGGAGAGACUGCCCUUCCCCACCCUUGGGGCAGGCCAAGGAGAGAUCGUCCCACAUCCUGGGGUGCCUCCAUGGCGGCGCGGGUGGCGACGCCGUGGACACCGAGCCGAGGAUCCUGAGCUACCAGAAGAUCUCCGUUGUCCCUGCAGCAUCCACCCCAGGAAACACUCCCCUGAAAGCCGCUGCCGCCGCUGCCGGAGACGAGUCAAAGGUUGAUGAUGGCGGGGUUCGUCCUGGCUGCUGCUCGCACAUUUUACCCUGUGGUGCUUGCGCUCCCCGUCAGAAGCCCCGGACGCGGGAGAAACGCCGUGCCAAGCUGUUCAGCUGCUGCUUCUGCAAGAUCGGACCGGACUGCAAGGCGAAGGGGGAAGCAGGGUAGUUUGCAGCAGAUUAGGGACAGAGCAAUCCUCUGCUGUUAGUUCAAGCUGGAGAUGGGGGCAGUAGUUCAGACUGUCAAGUGUGACCACCUGUUUACUGUAGCUCGCCUCCGAUGGGGUGGUCAAAGACACAGUUACAUGUGCAUCGGUCGCUAACAUAAAGGUUAUUUUGUAGUCGGAUGCUUAAAUUUUCUUGGUAGCAUACCAUAUUUAUAAUUGUAUGUUUGAUGGCGCGCGUUAGUUUUACCGAAAGCUUAAA
Zea mays is the source of this 3551-nucleotide messenger RNA. RefSeq lists its product as uncharacterized. Gene Ontology annotation, molecular function: ATP binding; DNA binding; DNA clamp loader activity. NCBI's taxonomy places the organism in Eukaryota, Viridiplantae, Streptophyta, Magnoliopsida, Poales, Poaceae. Bases 844 to 3294 code for a protein of 816 amino acids. The record is from RefSeq and is a predicted model, not a curated record. Gene Ontology annotation, biological process: DNA-templated DNA replication; DNA repair. The transcript is spliced from 7 exons. Gene Ontology annotation, cellular component: DNA polymerase III complex; DNA replication factor C complex.